GAAGGAACAUUUUAAUAUAAUGUGUGAUGACUUGAAAGAGGGUGAGAAGCAUCCUAUCCACAACCCUACCUGCACGUUUGGUGAUGCCUUUCAGUGUUAUCCUGAGGUUUUGGAAAACAUUAAAAAGGCAGGUUUUCAAAAGCCAACACCCAUUCAGGCGCAGGCAUGGCCAAUAGUACUGCAAGGAGUAGAUCUUGUAGGAAUGGUCCAGACCAGCACAGGGAAAACGUUGUGCUAUUUAAUGCCUGGAUUUAUUCACCUGAACUUUCAGCCAAUGGUUAAAGAAAAAGGGAAUAGGCCUGGCAUGCUAGUCCUUACACGUACUCGGGAAUUAGCUCUUCAAGUGCAAGCUGAAUGUUCUAAGUAUUCCUAUGGCGGUCUUAGAAGUAAUGUUUGUGUAUAUGGUGGUAGAGAUAGAGACAAACAAAUCAAAGAUCUAAGAAAAGGUGUAGAUAUUAUUAUUGUAACUCCUGGAAGAUUGAACAAUCUGCAAAUGAAUCACUAUGUCAACCUGAAGAGCAUAACCUACUUGGUAAUCAUGACUUGGGAUGCUGUGAUCAAUAUUGUCUUUUAA
Messenger RNA from Carlito syrichta (Philippine tarsier), 574 nucleotides. Its product is annotated as probable ATP-dependent RNA helicase DDX43. NCBI's taxonomy places the organism in Eukaryota, Metazoa, Chordata, Mammalia, Primates, Tarsiidae. The annotation marks the transcript as partial. The record is from RefSeq and is a predicted model, not a curated record. Gene Ontology annotation, molecular function: RNA binding; ATP binding; RNA helicase activity. The transcript has 4 exons.